CUAUAUAUCACUUUGACAUUACUUGCUGUCAGAAAUUAAUAAAUACUGACUGCUGAUGCUGUGUUCGGUCUACCAGUAUUUUUAUGUAUUGUAUUUAGAAAUAUUCUCAAUUUGAGUGUAUUUUGCGUGGUGAUCGUUUCAUGGUAAACUUUUCAUAGUUUCACUGUCAUAGUUUCGUGUUAGUGAAGUGUUGUUUUUUAAAAUACUUUAAUUAAUAUUAUGUGAAAGUUGUGUGUUCUCCAAUUUCCUACCCACGUUCAUUGAAAAAUGGAGGUGUCCCAUUCCCUGACUCUGAAUGAGUCAGCUCUACAACAAUUACCAGAUGACAAGAAGCCACAUUUCAUAUUUGAAUGGCUCCGGUUCCUUGACAAAGUACUUGUGGCUGCUCAUAAGUCUGACAUAAAAAGCUGCCAGCAAAAACUAGUGGCUCAGCUAGUGAACCUCCUACGUGAAAACCUUGGUGGACCGGCAAGGAGGUUGUUAGCCAGGAAUUUGGCUACUCUGUUCUCCGUUGGGGAUACAUUCCUGCUGUUUGAUACUGUGAACAAAUGCAAUGACAUCAUUAAAGUUAAAGAUGAUUCGCCAUCUUAUUUGCCGACUAGACUGGCAGCGAUAUGUUGCUUGGGAAGUAUGUACGAGAAACUCGGCAGGAUGAUGGGAAGGUCUUACGAGGAGACGGUGACAACUCUAGUCAGAUCACUGAAAAAUGCUGAGUCCCAGACGCGACUUGAAAUUAUGAAUACCCUUGAAAAGAUCUGUGUGGGUAUGGGCACGGCUGCCCCGGCCGCCGUCCGCGAGGUAUCUCGUGCGGCCCGCGCGGCGCUAGUGUCGGAAAGGGCAACCGCAGUGAGAGCGGCCGCGGCCCAUACAUUGCGACAUUUGUUACCGUUGAUGAGGCUAACACCAGCGGAUCUGGACGCCAUAGCCGCCGCCUGUUUAAGGGCUGCUCAGUCUAGUGAUUAUUCUUUAAGAUGCGCUAUAGCUGAAUUAUUGGGUGCGUUAAUAGCAAUCACGCAGGCUGGUGAAGUUACUAAUUUGAAUUCCAAACUGAAAACCGGUGCACCGUCAGUACAACAAAAGAAAGAUCCACCUAAGAACGUAGUGUCUUUAGAUGAAGCAUUGAACUUGUUGAUGGGUGCUUUCCUACGCGGAGGUACUUCAUUCCUUAAAGGAGAAAUAAUUAAAUCCAGUUCUGGAGUCAACCGGGAAGUGAGAGUUUGUGUGACGCAUGCAUACGUGAUAUUCGUUCAGAACAUGGGUGGCGUGUGGUUGGAACGCAAUAUGACGACGUUCCUCAAUCACGUGUUAGAUCUAGUCGCUAACCCCAAGGCGGCGAGCUCACACGUCGACGCUGUUUAUUCUAGGAAAUGCAUCAACUUCAUACUGCGCAACACGCUCGGUAAGAUGCUUGGGGAAAAGGCGCAAUCAUCAGCUUGUCGUGAGAUCAUUCAAAUAGUCAUCAAACAGAUGAACAGUAUUGAUUUCAACCCUGAGAACGCUAAGGAUUGUAACCAGGAAACUUUAUUCAGUCAGCAUUUGCUAGUCUGUGCGUUGAUGGAAGCCGGAGAGUUGGCUCUACAGCUCGGCACGUCGGUACAGAACCUCGUGUCGGAUACCUCACUCAACAUGAUCGACGCUAUCUGUACUGUCCUGUCGCACCCGUGCGUGGCGGCGCGUCUGGCGGCGGCGUGGUGCGUGCGGUGCGUGUGCGUGGCGCUGCCGGCGCAGAUCACGCCGCUGCUCGACCGCUGCGUCGACGCGCUCGACGCCGCGCGACCCACGCCCCACCAUAUCUCCGGUUACUCAGCAGCCCUAGCGGCUAUUCUAGGCGCUGUCCGACUAUCCCCACUAGGCAUUCCGCACGGGCGCGGGAAAGUGGCCUUUAAUGCCGCGGAACAAUUGCUCCGAUCCGCGGGACAAAGUAGUCGCCUGACUGCAGCUAGAACUAACGCCGGCUGGCUCAUUGUCGGAGCUAUUUGUACACUGGGUGUACCAGUCGUCCGAGGUUUACUACCCAGAAUGUUGCUACUUUGGCGCAAUAGUUUCCCUCGAUCCGCUAAAGAAUUGGAAUCGGAAAAGUCCCGAGGAGAUGCUUUUACUUGGCAGGUUACAUUGGAAGGUCGCGCCGGAGCCCUAUCAGCAUUACAUAGUCUGCUGAUCCACUGUCCCUCGCUAGUACACAAUGAUGAUACAGCCAAACGUCUUACACAACCGAUAGAUGGCGCUAUUGCUGUUCUUACCAACGUUAGCACAGUAGUACGUUCAUACGGCGGCGCUUUAAAGGCCCCGGCAGCGCUGCUCCGCCUGCGAGUGUACCAGGCGUGUUACGCGCUGGGAGGGGGAGGCUCCCCUCCUCCCGCCCCCCUACUCAGACUGCUGGCAGCUGAGCUAGCUGGCUCUGCAGAUCCGAGUGGCGCUAAUGUUGCUACUGGUACUCUUCGAAACGCAAUGCAUCCCCGUGACACCAUAUUGUUGGGCGAAGAGGGAUGGAUUUAUGAUACGGAUCAUGCCGAUAUUGAGGAUCAGCUAAUGUCCCCGCUGAGCGCGAGUGGGUCGGGCGCGCUGGAGCACGACCCUUGCUGCCUGUACCGCGGCCAUACCGGCGCCCAGCCACUAGGGGUCGCCGUCAUCGACGCCUCCGUACUGCUCUUCCCGCAAAUAUUUUCCAGGGCUGCUAAUAAACAUCGGCAACAGAUGCUGGAACAUUUUGCGGAAUGCAUAAAAAUGUCAAAAGGCGCCCGCCAGGAAGCGAUACAGAUCAACGUGUACACUGCUCUGUUGCUCGCAUUGAGGACCUUAGCCGAACUCAAGAGCUCGCUAGGACAGGAGGCCGUUAAGAAUAUUGCUAUUGAAUUAGUUAUUAACGGUUUAUCAGCAAACAGCGCAACAGUUCGUGCGGCGGCCGCUUCAUGCGCCGGACGACUAUGUGGCUGUAUUACUGAAGCUGAAAGCCAAGCGUUGUCAGAAAAAGUCAUAGCUUUAGCGCGUACAGCGGUGAACCGGUCCGUCCGUGCAGCUGCUGCAGCGGCUGUCGGCGCUGUGCAACGUGCUAGAGGCGCUACUUCAAGCGCUGCAGCGCUACCUGUUCUAAGGGCCUUAGCGCAAGAUACAGCCGCUGUUGAGUUGCAAGUAUGGUCUCUUCACGCCCUCUCCGUACUAGCAGAUGCCUCGGGUCCAAUGUUCCGUGGCCACGUAGAGUCCACCCUGAACCUGGCUUUAAAGCUGUUAUUCAGUGCGCCGCCAUUCCAAGAGGAUCUUCAUCGCAGUAUUGGGAGACUGCUGUCCGCUUUGAUCACUGUAGUUGGACCCGAGUUGCAAGUGGUGGCGGUAGGCAGGUUCGUGUGCGCAUGCGCAGCGCUAUUUGAGUGCGGGGGCGGGGGCGCGCGCGCAGAGGCCACGGGCUGUCUGCAGCAACUGCAGAUGUUCGCGCCAGACCAUAUCAAUCUACACACACUCGUACCGCAACUAUGUCGCGACCUCUCCAGUUCGGACCUCACAGUCCGGCGCGCCGCCCUCUGCUGCCUACGUCAGCUGUCGCAGAAGGAGGCCGCCGAAGUGUGCAAGUACGCCCUCAUGGCCAAGGAUCAUGUGCCUGCUCGACCUUAUUGUGGUGUAGUAAUCACAGAGACGGGUCUUCCUGGUGCUUUAUUCGCGUUUUUGGAUAGUGAGCGUGACCCCACAGCGUUAUCUUACGCGCGGGAUACGUUGACGUGCUGCCUUCUCGCCGCCGCGACGCAUCGUAGCGUGAAGGACUGGCUUGUACUCGCUAAGAGAGUACUGACCAUUCGACUAGAGGACAACAACAAUCCUGACACGGAUUUCGACGGUGAAGGAGAUGAUGACCAAGCGGAGUUCCACGCUGAGUCGGAACAGUCCACACACCCCGCUGUACAAUCUAGGUGGCCGACUAGGGUUUUCGCAAUGGAAUGCAUUCAAAAGAUAAUGGGAGCGUGCGAGGCAACGGGCGAUAGUGCUCACUUCGAUCUUGUCAAAGCCAAGGAGAAGCUACAGACCCAACCGGACGGAGAUUACCUCUCCCUUCAUCUAUCGGAUUUAGUCCGCAUGGCGUUCGUGGGAGCUACAGGGGAAUCAGAUGCGCUACGUCUGUGUGGACUGAAGACGUUGCAGAUGAUCAUACAGCAGUUCGCCAGGGCACCCGAGCCCGACUUCCCCGGACAUCUGCUCCUAGAACAGUAUCAGGCGCAGGUGGGCGCGGCAGUGAGGCCCGCGUUCUCCGGCGACACGGCGUCCCACGUGACGGCUGCAGCCUGCGACGUCUGCUCCGCCUGGAUAGGCUGCGGGGUCGCCAGGGAUAUCAACGAUUUGCGCAGAGUUCAUCAACUUCUGGUUUCGAGCUUGGAUAAAUUGAAUACUAAGGGUAACACCACUUUGAUUUACAACGAAAGUAUGGCAACAUUGGAGAAGUUGUCCAUCUUGAAAGCUUGGGCAGAGGUGUACAUAGUAGCAAUGGUCAGCAACGGAAGCGCUCCAGGCAGCUACGUGAAACACUUAGACACGAAACCUUUUAACAACAAAGCGGAAUUGGCUCGAUGGCGCAACCAGUUGUUACAAAAUAAUAACCAAAUAGACAAUGCAACCCCCGAGACACCUGAAGAUGAGGAGUAUGGAGACUUUGAGUCCAAAGGAGAGAGUCUUUUGAAGUUGGUGGAACCAGAGUUAGAAAGUUUAGGGGAGAAUUGGAUUGCGGCGCUAAAGGAUCAUGCGUUGUUGAGUUUGCCUCCUGAAUUCGCGUCUCAGCUUCCGCACGGCGGCGGAGCGUUUUACUGCGCGGAGACGGCAGAGGCGUCCCGCCUGCACUACGCGCGCGCCUGGCCCGAGCUACUCUACGCUGCCGCGCUGCGGUACAACAAGGGGGGCGCGCUGCCUGCUGAUAAAUCAGAAGGCGCUUUAGACAACAGAUCAUCGAAGACUGAAAACGGAAACUUUGAAUUCUUUGAACCCAUUGAUGAGAGAUUCCAUCUUUUAUUCGGUAUUUGCACGGAAGCUCUGUGCGCACAACGUGACAUGAGCGAUGAGAAUAUAAUCUCUGUGCUGUUGUCUCUGGUCACAUUGCUCGAUGCGCCAGAGAACAGAGCCAGGCUACUGAAAGACAGGGCGCUCGCAAUAGAAUUAUGCCAAAUAAUCCAUCGCACCGGACUUACUCAGGAGAGCAUUGAAGCAUUGCUUCUAGCAGCUGAUGUUCUGAAGUUAGUUAUAGAAGGUGCCAAAGAGCAACUUCAUGCUAAUAUGCAGGCCAAGAUUAAAGAACUAGCACCAAACGAAGCUUCCGACGGGACAACACCUCAAUCAGUUCUCGAGGUGGUCCAUACAUUAGGCGAAGGAGGUCCUACAGGCGAUUUACCUCCUGGGAAAUCAGUAGUCUUCGCUUGCCUUGAAGCUUGUCUUUGCUUGCUGGUCCGUCGCCUCCCAGCCCUCUCGCCAAAAAAGCAAGGAGGAGCGAUCGGAGUGAUCGGAGUGCCAAAGGGUUUAGGUGUACACGGAGACACGCUGCUUGUCAAAACUCUGACUGCCAUGUCUGAAUUACCGUCGCUGACUAGUCCUCAAGGUGCGCUCUCAAUCCUGCCGACUAUCCUGUACCUGGCGACGGAGAUCCUCCGCGAGUCCCGCGGGCAGGGCGUGGCGGCGGAGUGCGGGGUCCUCCUGCUGCAGGGCGCGGCCGACUGCCCCGCGCCCCGACUGCAUGCGCAUACUGCCGCGCUGCAUGCCAAGCUACUGCAGAGCGCGCUAGCCAAGCUUGUCGAGAGGGUUAAGAGUGAUGAUCCAGAUCAACGCAUCGAGCCGAUAAUAGGGGCGCGUGGUAUGGCCGUGGUGUUAAACAAAGCGGGCCCAGCGCCACCCCUACAUUAUCCCUGUAUAAACCACUUCCGGCAGUGUCUUGAAACUAAUGAUAAUGAGGUGUUUACGUCGUGCUGCGCGGUGCUGCGUUGCGUGUGGGGCGCGGGCCCGGCGUGGCGCGUGUCGUGGUGGGCGCGCGGGCUGGCGGGCGGGGUGACGGCCCGCGCCGCGGCCGCGCGCCGCCCCGCCGACAUGGCCCACACGCGCGCCGCCAUCGCCGCCAUCACCGCGCUCGACGACCUCGUCAACGCCGCGCCCGACUCCGCACGUAUCAAAAUGCUCUGGCUGCUAGUCCCAAUAGUGAUAUCGUACCUGCGCGAGGGCGCGGAGUUGCAACGCGCGCCGGCGCACGUCCGCGCCCUGCACGAGUUCGCGCUGCACUGGCUCACUAAAGUCGGACCUAAGCACCCACAGGAGUUUAAAACAAUGAUGCAACAGUCUUCCGAGCUACGCAACAAGUUAGAAAACGCGUUGAAGGCCAACCAGGCGACCGCUCGAUCAGGCCGUACUGCGCAGACGCAACGUCCCGUAUUCGACGCAAAACCAGCAAAACCCACCAUACAGUUGAAGACAGACUUCAGUGACUUUAGGUAAACUUUUAAAAUAGAUUAGCAAAGUAGAAUAAACAUGAUCGUAAUCGAAAGUAUUGAACGUUAUGAGGACUAUCGCUUUUGGACCACUAGAUGUCGCUGAUGUUCUAUGAUUUUUCCCUUUUAUACCAAUCACUAUUUUUUAUUUCUUUGGUACGGUUUGUCCGAUCUCUGUAUAAUUUCUCUUAUUAAUUAUCCGAAACUUUAUUACUUACAUAUCUUUUUUAUAUAGGGCAAGAGAGAUACCUUAUUUUUCUUGCGUCCACUAGUGGUGAAUUUAGCGAUAAGUCCUCAUUAAGAAUUCGUAAAUCUACUGAAAUUAUCGUAGAGAUUUAAACUUUGAAUUAGUAAUCAAAGCUUUAGUAUUAACUGAAUUGAAUUUUAAGUUCAACAGUAGACCUAACCAACAUACCAAGCUAUACAAAAUCAGUAUUUUUACAUGAUUUAUCGAUAAAUGAUCUAUGCAUUUGGCCCCGCCCGAGGAGUUACGAGUGCGUUACCUCGUUCUCGAGGGCUAAAGAUUUGAGGAUUUAGGAGUUGGUGAUAGGGGUAGGGGGAAAUCAGGGUUAGAUAAUCUCAUUCACGCAACGCUGUAGUAGUAUGACGCUGGUUUCCUGUGAUGCGAUUUAUGGCUCCAUUAGAGUCGGACUAUUCGUACGGAAUCAUAAAAACCGCUCUCCCAUGUUUAUCAUGGUCUCGUUUUGAAAGAUAUUUCCUCACAUUUAACGGUCACUUUAUACUGGUUUUGAUUAGUUUGUUGUGUAGCCAUAUGUACUAGAAAAGGUAUAAUACUAUUUCCAUUAGGUAUCCGCCGGAUUUUAUUAAUAAAAAACAACACAGUCUAAUAAGUUUUAAAUUUUGACAAAGCUUGAUCUGAAAUGAUUAAUAACGUAGGUAACAAUAAAUGCCUCAAGUUACUUAUCGCAUUUUUAAAACAUUUAAUUGUGUUUAAAUAUCAAUGUUCUAUCUCUUAUACAAAUAUAAUUAUUAAUUUUAUAAUUUUAUUUAUGUUAACCUGUAAUAUUUAAAUUUUCUGAUAAGUAACAAGUUAAUUCUUUAAGUUAAGCCGUUUUGAGUGCAAGUUUCAUGAUCAAUAAUAAUACAGUUUUACUGAUUAGUAAAUAUGUAAUUUAUUUUAUUUAUUUGGUGUGUUUGAAUGUCUGAGUUUCUUCCGUGAUAUCACCUUUGAUUGUUAAAACCAUUGAAAAAUAUGAAAAGGUGUUCAAUACUAGGAUUUCCUGUGUUGUAGGACCAAAAAUCAUUUCUUAUUACAAAUUUUCCAAUGUGAAUCAACAAUGUAAUAUAAUCUCGGUGAAUUGAAUAAUAUUAUUUAUUAUUUAUUGAUCAUGAAAACGUAACUCUACAAUACAAAUAUGCACAAUAUUAUGUUUAAAGUAAUAAAACAAUAUUAUAACCAUUCCAUAACAAAGAUAUAAAACGCAUUUCCUUACAAACUCGCUACACAUAGUAAUUAUAACGUACUAUAUUUAUAAUCCUAUUAUAGUUAAUAAUAUGAUAGAUAUUAUGUAUUAGAACAAUAAUGUAGAGUAGAGAUGCUUGGCUAUCUCGAAUUUAAUAUUAAAUAAAAUAAACAAUAAUCCUACUAACGUUAUUAAUGCGAAAGUUUGUAAGAAUAGAAGUUUGUUAGUCUUUUUCGUAAAAACUACUGAGCGGAUCUGAAUGAAAUUUGGCAUAGAUAUAGAUUAUAGUCUGGAAAAACACAUAGGGUACUUUUUACCUCUUUAUUGCGGGCUAAGCCGUUGGCAGAAGCUAGUUUUUUUUAUAUAAUAAUAUUAUCAGCCGAAUAAUAGAGCCUUUUAUUAAAAAGUCCAUUCAAUAAAAUAUUUUAUAGUGAGCCAACGAAUAUUAAGGGAUACAGCUAAUGAAAUUAUAGAAAAAAAAUAUCAUAUUAUUAUGAUUAAAAUGAUAUAUUAUAUUAGUAGCGAAUAUUAUGGAAUACUCGUAUAUUUAGAUAUUUAAUCAUUUUUAAAAGAAAUAUAUGAAAAAUAAUAGUCCUGUGAUAGUUCCUUAUGCGAAUUUUAAACAAAUUGUAACGAUUUUAUUUGGUAAACUAUGUCGGCAGGAUAGGAAUGGAGACGAUAUUUUUCGGUGAUC
Messenger RNA from Spodoptera exigua (beet armyworm), 8561 nucleotides. The record is from the annotation of a GenBank genome assembly. Lineage: Eukaryota; Metazoa; Arthropoda; Insecta; Lepidoptera; Noctuidae.